GGCACUUCAGCACCACAAGGACUGGACAGCUCCCCUUAGAGUUCCUGCUUUUCCUUCCAUAUCCAGCCAGGCAUCCUCGACCAGAAACCCUGCUUAGAAGCAGCUCUUCACCUGGGCAACUCUCCUGAUCGAGGAGCCCCUUGGAAGGAAACCUAUGAGGCAACCCAAGAUACUUUUCUCCUACCCCAAACUACCUGUGGCUUUCUGGGCAAGAUGAGAUAAAAGAUAGGGAAGUCUUUUCAAGGCAUUUUCCAGGCAUUGGAAGGGAGAGCCCUCAACCCAAGGGGAGGAGGAGGGAAAAGGGGCUGGCAGCUUUCUUGAGCCUUUUCUUUCCUUUGCUUGAGAGGAUCCACUGCUUGCAAGGAAACCUGAUCGCCUGCAAAAGCAAAACCCCAGCCCAGCGCUCAGAAGAGGCGAGCCAAGCAUCCUGGAUCCCCACCAGCUCAGGUCAGGACAGACGGACAGAACAUUAAAUGAGAAGUGAGGAGUGAAAUCACAGACCUCAUGGAACAGAAAACAGAAGAAAAAAGAUGACAUAAGCACCAUUAUAGCCAAAAUCCAAGAUGGCAGCUCAUUGCCAGCUACGGAAUGAUUCCUGUUCAAAUAGUUCGGCUCCCAUUUUCACAGGCCUGGAUCUCCUCUUCGAAUUGAAGCCUCUCUUUGUUCCUCUCUAUGCCAUACUAGUACUUGUGGCUUGUACAGGCAAUGUUCUCCUCAUUGUUCUGAUUGGUUUCACCAAAAAGUUGCAUAGCACCACAAAUUUCCUCAUUGGAAACCUGGCAGCAGCUGACCUAAUCAUGUGCAUUUUCUGUGUUCCAUUGACUGCUUCCUAUGCAUUUGAAAUGCGUGGGUGGCUCUUUGGGAUGUUCAUGUGUUACUUUGUCACCCUCAUGCAAGUGGCCACUGUGUUUGUGUCUGUCCUGUCUCUUACGGCAAUUGCUGUGGACCGAUAUAUCGUUGUCGCUUACCCCAUCCGCAAAAGGAUAAGAUGCAAGUCCUGUGUCUAUAUAGUGGCUUUCAUUUGGUUACUCUCCAUUGUGGUCUCCAUACCCACUUCCAUGCACACCCAUUACCUGGAUCUAAACAGCAUUGGUCAUGACAUGAUUAUCUGUGAAGAGUUUUGGAAACACCACAAGACAGAGAGGCGCCUGUACUCUUGCCUGAUGCUCCUGUUGUCCUACAUGCUCCCAUUGUUGGCUGUGUUGGUCUCCUACUGUGCCAUUUCUUAUCACCUUCAGAAAAGGAAUAUCCCAGGAGCAGCAUGCCACAACCAGGACAAAUGGACUAAAAAAAAGCAGAAGACUUUCCGGAUUCUUGUUAUCUCUGUCAUAUGUUUUGCUUUUUGCUGGCUCCCCCUUCAGGUGGUUAACCUGAUCAGAGAUAUUGAUGAGGAAUUUGCCAUCCUUGACAAGAGAUAUGUGAAUGUCAUCCAAGUGUCUUGUCAUGUUGUCGCAAUGAGUUCUGCAUGCUUCAAUCCAUUCAUCUAUGCUUCCCUCCAUGACAAGUUCAGAUUCCACAUCGGUAACUAUUUUUAUCACAGGAAGAGGUCAAGCAUUAUAUCCCGCAAGGUCUCCCGGAUGACCACUUGCUCCACUUUGGCAGAUAACCCUGUGGUUCUAUCAGAGAAAAUAGCACUGCAAGUUGGGCCCAAGCGUCAUUUUGGCGAAUCCAGUACAAACCUGUAAGAUGGAUCCCUGACUAUGUGCAUACCAUGAAUUAGUUCGAACCUAUAUACACAGUUUCAUGAAUCAUGAAAGAAAACUUCCUGUUUUAAUUCUGUAAAAACUAGUUAUCCAUUUCUAUAACUGCACCUGUGACUCACACUGUGUUUUCUUUAUUAUCAUGUCCUGCUCUCUUUUCUAUUUUGGUUUAACAGCCUAAGAAAAAUUCCUGUAGAGCUUGCUGAAUAUUUUGUUUGGUGUUGUUGUGUGCAUGUGUGACUACUGUGAUCUAUGGCAACUCCAUCCUAGGGAUUAUUUGGAAGGAUGUAUUCAGAA
Molecule: messenger RNA, 1997 nt
Organism: Sceloporus undulatus (fence lizard)
Lineage: Eukaryota; Metazoa; Chordata; Lepidosauria; Squamata; Phrynosomatidae
Product: prolactin-releasing peptide receptor-like
Exons: 3
Coding region: 564-1685 (373 amino acids)
Biological process (GO): G protein-coupled receptor signaling pathway
Cellular component (GO): neuron projection; plasma membrane
Molecular function (GO): neuropeptide Y receptor activity; neuropeptide binding
Source: RefSeq, a predicted model, not a curated record